Molecule: messenger RNA, 447 nt
Organism: Microthlaspi erraticum
Lineage: Eukaryota; Viridiplantae; Streptophyta; Magnoliopsida; Brassicales; Brassicaceae
Source: the annotation of a GenBank genome assembly
AUGGCUUAUAAAGCUUUUCUUUUCUUAAGUCUCAUUGUUGUUCUUCUCAUCGCCUCUGAGGUAGCAGCCAGGGACGUCGCUGAAAAGUCAUCAGAAGAUAAGAACAAUGAGAAAGAAGAGGGAAUGCAAACUGAUCAGUAUGGACGGUAUCCAGGAGGAGGAUACGGAGGAAACCAAGGUGGUGGAUAUGGUGGAAACCAAGGUGGAGGAUACGGUGGAAAUCGUGGUGGAGGAUAUGGUGGAAACCAAGGUGGAGGAUACGGUGGAAAUCGUGGUGGAGGAUACGGUGGAAACCGUGGUGGUGGAUAUGGUGGAAACCGUGGUGGUGGAUAUGGAGGACGUGGAGGAGGAUACUGUCGCUACGGCUGCUGCUACAGAGGCUACGGUGGCUGUUCGAGGUGCUGUGCUUAUGCUGGUGAAGCUGUUCAAACUGAGCCUGCUCACUAA